Molecule: messenger RNA, 408 nt
Organism: Knipowitschia caucasica
Lineage: Eukaryota; Metazoa; Chordata; Actinopteri; Gobiiformes; Gobiidae
Source: the annotation of a GenBank genome assembly
AUGAGACAGAAAGUUCUACAAGCGGCCUGGUCCAAAAAGGAGAUCGUAGUAGGAGGGAACCGCAUCUUCUUCUCGCAAGACUUCUCCUGCAAAAUACAAGCCGAAAGAAGCAGGUACUCCGCGCUACGUAAACAACUACGGCAGAAGAACGUGAAGUCGCACAUUGUUUACCCAGCAAAAUUACGCGUCUUCCUGGACGGCAAUGAGACGAUCUACUCAAGCCUAGAGGACGCAUCUCGGAACCUGAAGAAAAUCGGGCUGCUGGACCAGGGGGAGCCCGUAACACAAGAGACAGAAGCUGGACACGCUCCAUUUAAGAAAGUCAAGCCAGCCUCAUUUGGCAGCUUCCGGUGUGCUUGUUUUGAUCACGUCUACAGCCACAUCGGGAUCAGGCUGGUAGCUUCUUGA